Molecule: messenger RNA, 7300 nt
Organism: Porites evermanni
Lineage: Eukaryota; Metazoa; Cnidaria; Anthozoa; Scleractinia; Poritidae
Source: the annotation of a GenBank genome assembly
AUGGGCGAUAGCCUUUCUGUUAGCGAAUGUGUAACUCACGUUUAUCAAGCUGCCCGUGAUGGUUCUUCUAACCUGACUGAUCUUUUAAAGCGGCUGAAACCUGGACAAAGUAAAACCGCUUUGGAAACAAAAACUAAAGAUGGUAGCCAUUUUGCCACUCCUCUCAUCAUCGCUGCUCGCAAUGGACAACUGAAUUCUGUGAAGAUUCUUCUAAGAUAUGGAGCAGACAUCGAGGCUCGAGGAACGCUGAAGAUAGAGAACGAUGUUAUAGAGGGUUGUACACCUUUGUGGGCCGCUGCUGCUACUGGUCAUCUUGAUGUNAUCGCUGCUCGCAAUGGACAACUGAAUUCUGUGAAGAUUCUUCUAAGAUAUGGAGCAGACAUCGAGGCUCGAGGAACGCUGAAGAUAGAGAACGAUGUUAUAGAGGGUUGUACACCUUUGUGGGCCGCUGCUGCUACUGGUCAUCUUGAUGUUGUGAAACUGUUAAUCGAACGAAAUGCAGACGUUGAAGGUAGAACACCAACGAAUUCGACUCCAUUGAGGGCUGCUGCCUACGAUGGGUACCUUGACGUUGUAAGAUGUUUGGUUGAGAGCGGAGCAGAUGUGAAUGCACGAAAUUUCUAUGAGCGCACCCCACUAGACGCAGCGUGCUACCGUGGCCACUUAAGUGUUGUUACCUAUCUUAUUAACAAAGGCGCCAUUAUGGAUCUGCAAUGCAAUGAUGGCAGCACUGCACUUCACAGCGCUGUUGAACAGAGCCACUUGGAGAUUGUCAGUCAACUUUUGGUUCUUGGAGCAUCACAACUGCCAAAUAAUCAAGGUUUAACACCUCUUCUUUAUGCCUGCGAUAAAUGUUCCAUUGAAAUCGUCGAGUAUCUUAUCAAAAGACCGGAAUGUACAAAGGAACAGAGAAUUAAUGCUCUUGAACUUCUUGGUGCCACCAUUGCUAUUGAUCGACCUCGUGACACUGAGAAAGCGCUUAGUUACAUGAAACGUGGGAUGGAGGAGAGGUACGAAGAUUUGGCACAUCCACUGCUUAAAACGAGAAUGGAACCUGUGGAAGCUUACCAAAAUAGAAAAGAGAGUCAAACUCUAGAGGAAAUUGCUCUGUUAGAAGGUGAUGAUCAUGCUAUUGGCAUGGAAGGACUAAUAAUCAGAGAGAGAAUCCUUGGGCCUGACAAUCCAGCAAAUUUCUUUAGAAUCAGAUACCUGGGAGCUGUUUUAGUUGACUUAUACGAGGAGUACGAGCUUUGUAUUGGUUUGUGGCAACGAUGCAUGGAGAAAGCCAUAAACUGCGAUUUUCCGAUAAUAGAAGAUCUUGAACGCCUCCCGGUUUUAUUCGGAGAAAUGUUAAAAAAAGGUAAACUUUUACGACCGAAUUUCAUCGAAGACGUGUUUGAAAUACUGGUUGCUGAAAGUGAGAAACAAACCGAAAAACGUAUGUCUAAAAAUUUACAAGAGCGGCAGGAAAAUGAGGAGCUAGAAAAAACGCUUUACUGUGCUCUCUAUCUUUUGGUAAUAUACAUCAAAGUUAAAGGUCAAAACGCCAACAUGAUUGACUUUCUUCAAAGAUUCCUGCUUUUAAACCCUCUAACGAAUGAUGGAAAUACUCUACUGCACUUAGUUGCGUGGCAUGAAACACCAUUCUUUUCAUUUUUAAAUGAAAAAGAAGAAACUCUUCGUAGUGUGGGCAAGCUUCCCUGUAUUGAGACCAUGAAGCUUAUCUUACAUGCAGGGUGUAAUGUAAAUGCCGUUAACACCGAGGGAAACACACCUCUCCAUCUAGCUGUGAAGUAUAAACCUGCUGAGCCUGAAGAUGUCNGUUUGAAAUACUGGUUGCUGAAAGUGAGAAACAAACCGAAAAACGUAUGUCUAAAAAUUUACAAGAGCGGCAGGAAAAUGAGGAGCUAGAAAAAACGCUUUACUGUGCUCUCUAUCUUUUGGUAAUAUACAUCAAAGUUAAAGGUCAAAACGCCAACAUGAUUGACUUUCUUCAAAGAUUCCUGCUUUUAAACCCUCUAACGAAUGAUGGAAAUACUCUACUGCACUUAGUUGCGUGGCAUGAAACACCAUUCUUUUCAUUUUUAAAUGAAAAAGAAGAAACUCUUCGUAGUGUGGGCAAGCUUCCCUGUAUUGAGACCAUGAAGCUUAUCUUACAUGCAGGGUGUAAUGUAAAUGCCGUUAACACCGAGGGAAACACACCUCUCCAUCUAGCUGUGAAGUAUAAACCUGCUGAGCCUGAAGAUGUCGAGAUUUUGAGAGAAAUGCUGCUGUUGUUGUUAGAUAUCGGUGCAGAUCCAAAGCUAGAAAACAAAAAUGGUCAAACACCACUGGACAGCUGUGAAAUCGACGCGGCUCGUAUGAUCCUGUCCGAGAAAAGAGGACUGAGUGCCAUGAACGUCGACGUCGGAGAUGUAAGUAAUAUUAACAUAUUAUAAUUUUGCAAAAAUCAUUUCUCUUUCUCGAAAUGAGAGAGUACUUUCUUCCAAGUCCGUAUGUUGUGUUUAUGAUAAUACGUCACGCUUGUCUGCCCGUCCCUAUCUGAACGCCUGGAUCGGAGUAGGGUGAAUUUCCAAAGUCGUCUCUGUUCGAAUGAAACGAUCCAUGUCUGCGAACCGCAGACGUAUUUCCGGUCGUCUACGACGCAUGAUAUAACAAGCGGGCGCGCGUUUAUGUUUUAAAGCGGCCCAAUUGUUACUCCGGCCAAUUUACUGACUAAGAACUGUUAUGAAUCGUUCGAUUGACGUUUGCGAAAAAGAAUUCACACUGAAUUCAAAGUUUUCCAAAUAAGAAGUUAAAAGAACAAAUUAAACUGAAAGGCGCCAGGUUAUUACUAACACAUUUUUGUAAAUAUCUUUCGCCUGUGGGGGGAAAGGGAGUUUUCCCAAUUUCCUGUUUCAUUUUUCCCCUCGCACAGUCUCUGCAAUUUUUUUGCCCCCUUCCACUAAACAGAGAGCCUGUUUACCAGGCUACAUAAAUGCCGUUUUCGUGACGGAUUUACGACAGAUCGAGGUUGACAGGCUGCUAAUAAUAAUAAUAAUAAUUAUAAUAAUAAUAAACAGUUUAAAUAGUUCAGGAUAUGGUACGUUUAUUGCACUAAAUUACUUUGGUAUCAUCUGAGGAGGCAUGUCUUUCUCUAUUCUCAAAGGCUGAAAAAAUGGGAAGUGGAAAUGAUAAGAGGAGAGAAAGAGGAGGAUUUGUUCCACGGACAGAAAAAGAUCUUAAUGAAAACACUCAAAAGGAGACUGAAACAAAGGAAAUAUCAGGUAUUAAUAUAAGAGAAUUUAACUAAGGGAACAAUUGGUUAAAGCGAAUAAUUGUACCCAGGGUCAUUGAACUCCACCGAUGAGCCGUUAGGCGCCAUUUUAGGUGAGGUGAAAAGAGAGAGUGUGUUUUAAAUAGAGAGACUGGGGCCAAUGGCCACAUAUGGCGGAUCCCUCAUCGUUCAAGGCGGUAGAAGAUAUUUGGACUAUUCUCAUAGUUAUGGACAUAAUACAUAUAUGAUCAACAAAAAUAAACAACAACAACAACAACAACAAUCAAGCGAAAUGUAAUUUUUGUUUGUAAAUAAAAGAAAAAUAAGGCCAGUUCAUGAGUGUAACCACGAGAACAACAAGAGAGGAGACUGAAUAUUUUAAACGGAAGUAAAAAGUAUUAAACAGUCAAGCAACAUACCAGGUAUGUUAUGUUGAGAUCAAAUACCUUGGGUCUAAAAUUAAAAUAAAUAAAUGGAAAUUGAGAGGAAUCCCCCUUUAGAAUGAGUCAACUAUAGAAGAUUCUUCUCUAGGAAUAAAUCUAUCAUAAAAACAUGAAAACAACGAUAACUUAAAUUUCUUUAUCAAAACUUACAAAAUGGGGACACUAAGCUGAAUAUAUGGCAAACAAGAUACCUCACUCAAGUUAUUUGGGCGCACAAUGCAAUGUUGGUUAAGACCCUGGGCUUAUCCAAUUUAGUUUAUGCAGCCUCUAUGCUGCGUGUUCCUGAAAUGGUUAUUAAACGGUACAAGAAAAAAUAACAAAAUUUUUGUGGAAAAACAAAAGUGAUAAAAUAAAAAUACCUGUUAUAUUUCAAUCUCUGUCAAGCGGUGGACUUAACUUUCCUAACUUUCGCACAGUGGUUAAAUCUUUAUUCUUGAGCUGGCUCGGCAGGUUUUUAAACCGUACAAAUAAAUCAUGGCAAGCAAUCCCAAAUGACUCCUUUAAGAGAUAUGGAGGGUUACCUUUUUUCGACUUCUAGCAAGUUAAGCGUAUCUACUAAAAAGCAUGAGCAUCUAUAUUUUGGACACAUCUUUUUGAGAAAGGAAUCUGUUUUGUUCAAGACUUAUUAGACGACAACGGAAAAUUCUUGUCCCUUGAUGAUUUACCAGUUAAAUACUAAUAACGUUCACCUGAAAUUUCUUCAAUAUUUUCAACUUAUCGCUGCGAUUCCAAGCUGCUUGAAGAAAAAAGCUCAAGAAAUUGCCGUAACGAAAAGAGACCUACUUAAGGAACAAGAGGUUUUUUACUUUUCUGACAAUAGACCACUCUCCCUGACUAAUCUGAGAUGUAAGGACUACUACAAUUUCUUUCAGGAAGGUAAAACUACAGAGCCUACUGCUGUUAAACGCUGGUCUAGCUUCUUUCCUUACUUUGCCACUAGUUGGAAGCAGUCUUUGAAUUCAAUUUGUAAAUCGACUAAAGACAAUAAAUUAAGAGAAUUCGGUUACAAAAUUCUCCAUAGAAUUUUAGUAACCAACAAAGGACUUAAGAAAUUCAGAAUCAGAAAUGAUGAUCUUUGUGAUCAGUGUAAGACUGCUGAUUCACUGGAACAUACCUUCUUACAAUGCCCUGCAAAUGUUACAUUUUAUUAUGAAAUCUUAUCAUGGUUUACUGUGUGCCAUAAUACUGUUAUUAAUCUUUCCCCGGAGCAAAUUCUGAUGCAGAAAUAUAUCCCUGGUCCUAUAAAUGAUAACCUCAGACGCCGACUAGAACUACUCAUCCUGUUUAUUAAAAAGUAUGUAUACAGUUGUAAAACUAAUGUGGUGCCCCUUAACUGUACACAAUUUAUAAAUACAGUGAAACCUGUAUUAAGCGGACACCCUCUCGGAGAAUGCUGUAGUGUCCGCUUAAUACAGGAUGUCCGCCUAAUACAGGUUUCGAUAUAUAACGUCAUAUGAGGUGUCAAAUGCCAUUCAAAUGAACAGUGGAAGCGUUUAUAAUACUCCCAGAGACUAUGACGAUAGACGUUUGCAUUAAUUUCUUUAUCAANAAAUUCAGAAUCAGAAAUGAUGAUCUUUGUGAUCAGUGUAAGACUGCUGAUUCACUGGAACAUACCUUCUUACAAUGCCCUGCAAAUGUUACAUUUUAUUAUGAAAUCUUAUCAUGGUUUACUGUGUGCCAUAAUACUGUUAUUAAUCUUUCCCCGGAGCAAAUUCUGAUGCAGAAAUAUAUCCCUGGUCCUAUAAAUGAUAACCUCAGACGCCGACUAGAACUACUCAUCCUGUUUAUUAAAAAGUAUGUAUACAGUUGUAAAACUAAUGUGGUGCCCCUUAACUGUACACAAUUUAUAAAUACAGUGAAACCUGUAUUAAGCGGACACCCUCUCGGAGAAUGCUGUAGUGUCCGCUUAAUACAGGAUGUCCGCCUAAUACAGGUUUCGAUAUAUAACGUCAUAUGAGGUGUCAAAUGCCAUUCAAAUGAACAGUGGAAGCGUUUAUAAUACUCCCAGAGACUAUGACGAUAGACGUUUGCAUUAAUUUCUUUAUCAAAGUGAACCAAUUGAUCAUAGUACCAUAAGCAUGGAUUGCAACUCAAAUUUCAAGAAAUCAGAUGAGUAAAACAAGCGCUAUACAAACAAAACGAAAUAGAAAACGAUCCUGUACUGUGAAACUAAUCAAAUAAGUUCGUCAAGUCAUGUUUUUUAAUGUGAAAAUCGAAAACGUUUUGGGUAACAAUUCGAGGCAAUCUUUCACAUUUCCGGUGUCUGGCAUGUUGGGUCGUGGAAUUUAAUUACAAGUGUCCGUUUCAUACCGGUUGGCAACAAUAACAAUGACCAUUUCAGGUACUUCUUAGGUGUCCGCGUCCGCUUAAUAGGGAUGUCCGCUUAAUAAAGGUUUCAUUUAAAGUAAAUAAGGGAAAUAAAUUUGGAGACUUCGGCUACUGUCUGAUUAAUAGAGGGUGUCUGCUUAAUAGAGGGUGUCCGCUUAAUAGAGGGUGUCCGCUUAAUACGGUGUCCGCUUAAUACAGGUUUCACUGUAAUUUAAAACACGAUGGAAAAUAGAAAUUUUAACUUAAAGUAAUUAUUAUCUCUCUGAACCUUCUCACAUGUAAUUAACCUAUAAUUCAGUUAAUAAUGCAAAUUGUAAGCAAUAACAUUGUAAAUUAGUAUUACGUAUGUUGAUGUAAGUAAUUUCCAUUUACUUUUUAUUUGUUCUAUUUCCCUUUUAGUGUGCUUCUGUAUUUUUUUGUUUUUGUUUUUCAAUGUCAUUAUUGCAAAUAAAAAUUUAAAAGAAUAGAAGAUUCAUUCUCUAUAAGUUUGAACCUCUCUAGAUGUUACACUAAGGUCACUGAGCGUGAGACCAAAGAAAAUUGUCUCUUUUUUAUGCUGUGAGACAAAGCAGAAAAUGGCGUCCUUCUAUCUUUAUUUCUUUAAGGACAAUUGAUAGAGUUGAGACAGCAGUUGGAAAGUAUCCAAGAGCAACUAAGGCAGAGAGACGGACAACUGAGCGAGGCGACACAACAGCUCACAAAUGUUCAAGGGAAGCUACAGGAGAGAGAUGGACAAUUGAGGCAGAUGACGCAACAGUUUACAAAUGUUCAAGGACAACUAAGAGAGAGAGAUGAACAGCUGAGAGAGAGGACAUUGCAGUUGACAAAUGUUGAAAGACAACUACUGGAGAAAGAUGGACAAUUGAGAGAAAUGACACAACAGCUGUCAAAUAUUCAAGGGCAACUUAGAGAAAGAGAAGGACAACUGACACAACAGUUGACAAAUUUGCAAGGGCAAGUUCAAGAAAAAGUUGAAGAAAAUACCUCCUUAGAGGAGCAACUGAGGGCAAAAGAACAAGAAGUGAAUGAACUGGAAAUAUCUCUUGCAACAGCUCAGCAAGCGUUACGUGGACGUCCACGCCAACAGUCACCUGAUUGGGUCAUUUCACGUGAUCAAAUUCAGCUGACAGAGAAAUGCCUUGGCAAGGGAGGGUGGGGAAGUGUUAUCGAAGGCAAGUACUGUGGCUGUAGUGUUGCCGUGGAACAGAUUUACGAGGUGCUUCUGAACCUCUCCUCUCAUAACAGAGAAUUGUUUGAGCGAGAAAUGUCGUAG